Molecule: messenger RNA, 2219 nt
Organism: Etheostoma spectabile (orangethroat darter)
Lineage: Eukaryota; Metazoa; Chordata; Actinopteri; Perciformes; Percidae
Product: tripartite motif-containing protein 16-like
Molecular function (GO): protein binding; zinc ion binding
Source: RefSeq, a predicted model, not a curated record
GACUAGUCUCACUCAGACAGUCGUUGUCACUGAGCGAGAGGUGAGAUGGAGCAGAGAGGAGUUCAGCUGGACCGGGAAACCUUCUCUUGUUCCAUCUGUCUGGAUCUACUGAAGGAUCCGGUGACUACUCCCUGUGGACACAGCUACUGCAUGAACUGUAUUAAAAGCCACUGGGAUGGAGAGGACGGUAAGGACAGCUACAGCUGUCCUCAGUGCAGGAAGACGUUCACACCGAGGCCUGUCCUGCUGAAAAACACCAUGUUAGCAGAUUUAGUGGAGGAGCUGAAGAAGACUGGACUCCAAGCUGCUCCUGCUGAUCACUGCUAUGCUGGAGCUGAAGAUGUGGCCUGUGAUGUCUGCACCGGGAGGAAACUCAAAGCCAUCAAGUCCUGUCUCAUCUGUCUUGUCUCUUACUGUGAGAAACACCUUCAGCUUCAUUAUGAUGUAGCUCAGUUAAAGAAACACAAGCUGGUGGAGCCGUCCAAGAAGCUCCAGGAGAACGUCUGCUCUCGUCAUGAUGAGGUGAUGAAGAUGUUCUGCCGUACUGAUCAGCAGCUUAUCUGUUAUCUCUGCUCUGUGGAGGAUCAUAAAGGCCACGACACAGUCUCAGCUGCAGCGGAGAGAGCUGAGAGGCAGAGAGAGCUCGAGGGGAGUCGACUCAACAUCCAGCAGAGAAUCCAGGACAGAGAGAAAGAUGUGAAGCUGCUUCAACAGCAGGCGGAGGCCAUCAAUCUCUCUGCUGAUGAAGCAGUGGAGGACAGCGAGAAGAUCUUCACUGAGCUGAUCCGUCUCCUGGAGAAAAGAAGCUCUGAUGUGAAGCAGCAGGUCAGAUCCCAGCAGGAAAGGGAAGUGAGUCGAGUCCGAGAGCUUCAGGAGAAGCUGGAGCAGGAGAUCACUGAGCUGAAGAGGAAAGACGCUGAGCUGAAGAAGCUCUCACACACAGAGGACCACAACCAGUUUCUACACAACUACCCCUCACUCACUGGCAACUCACAAUCAGCAUCCAGCAUCCAGAUCCGUCCUCUGAGCUGCUUUGAGGACGUGACAGCGGCCGUGUCAGAGCUCAGAGAUCAACUACAGGACAUCCUGAGAGAGAAGAGGACAACCGUCUCACUGACAGGGACUGAAGUGGACGUUUUACUGCCACAACCAGAGCCCAAGACCAGAGCUGGAUUCUUACAAUAUUCACGUGAAAUCACACUGGAUCCAAACACAACAAACACAUGGCUGUUAUUAUCUGAGGGGAACAGGGAAGCAACGUUCAUGAGACAACAUCAGUCUUAUUCUAGUCACCCAGACAUAUUCACUGUCUGGUCUCAGGUCCUGAGUAGAGAGAGUCUGACUGGACGUUGUUACUGGGAGGUGGAGAGGAGAGGAGACGUUUCUGUUGCAGUGACAUACAAGAAUAUCAGGAGAGAGGGGGGGUCGGAUGAAUGUAGAUUUGGAUUAAAUGAUAAAUCUUGGGUGUUAUAUUGUGUCAACAACAGUUAUACAUUUUGGUCCAACAAUGUCCAAACUCCCGUCUCAGGUCCUGUGUCCUCCAGAGUAGGAGUGUACCUGGAUCACAGAGCAGGUAUUCUGUCCUUCUACAGCGUCUCUGGAACCAUGACUCUCCUCCACAGAGUCCAGACCACGUUCACUCAGCCCCUCUAUGCUGGACUAAGGUGUUAUUGGCCUGCUGGAUCCUCUGCUGAGUUGUGUAAAGUGAAGUAGACAGAAGUCAUUUAAGGGUUAAAUUAAACUCUUUGACUUAUUGAGUCUCCAUGGUUACUGCUGAGAGCUGAUUGUUGUCAUUCUAGUUUUCACGUGUUUCUACAUUUUCUGUUGGUUUUCCUUAUUUUUUUGGCUUUUAUCAACAUUUUUUGACACUUUCUUCAACAUUUCUUUUCUAAGGUUUUUGUAAAUGAGUUUGAGGUUUUUGCUUGUCUUGAGGUUUUAGAAGUGAUGAGAUGUUUCUGUUUGAGGAAAUCCUUGGGGGAGCCCCAGAAGCUCUGAAUGAGCUCGGUCCAGAUCUGGUAUUUUACCUGCAGAGGGUUAAGCCUUUCUUCACUGCCCAGAGAUCAGCUGUCAAUCAAACAUUAUGGGAUGUCCUUUGACAUCUUUUAGUUGUGUUUAAAGAUUAUUUGUGUUGUUUAUAUGACGUAGAAAAUGAGUUCCAUUAGUUGUUUUACUGUCUUUACCUUAAAGUGUCUAAAUGAACGUGAACGUGUCGGGGAGCA